Haemonchus placei is the source of this 588-nucleotide messenger RNA. Lineage: Eukaryota; Metazoa; Nematoda; Chromadorea; Rhabditida; Trichostrongylidae. The record is from the annotation of a GenBank genome assembly.
AUGCUCGAGCUUGGCGAGCACCCUCGAAUAUGCAUGUUAUACGGAUUCAAGCUCGGCCAUAGUGCUAAUGGUGCCUAUAAGAAUCUGAUUCGAGCAUAUGGUAAAGGCUCAAUUGCUCGAAGUACGGUAGCAAGGUGGUUCGCGAAAUUUCGUUGUGGAAACGAAUGUCUUGAGAAUGCGUCGACUAUUGGCUUAUCUACAGCCAUCGACGAUGAUGAACUUGAAGAGGUGAUAAGGGAAAAUCCAAAAAUCACUCAUACUGAGCUGUCGAAGCUGUUUGGUGUUGGCAAAACUACGGUAUUCAACCAUCUAAAGAAAAGGAAGGAGCAAAGACAGUAUUCAUCGGACACAAAAAGCGCGAGGAGAAGACCAGCUGUGGGGCGAGUGAAACUGGCUGCAUCGGAAUAUGUGCAAAUUCCAUUUAUGCUAGCCGCUGUUGGAGGUGGUAGGAUAGAAGCAGCAGUGGCUGGUGAUGAAGAAAACAUCAUCUGCAUAAGAGCCACUGAAGAAUCUUCGGGCAAUGAACGGACGGAAGAUUGUUCCUUCCAUUUACUCAAGAUCAUUAAUACAAAGUUUAAAGAAGAGUAG